Penicillium arizonense is the source of this 1530-nucleotide messenger RNA. RefSeq names its product putative ubiquinone biosynthesis monooxgenase (Coq6). The coding region runs from base 1 to 1530 and encodes 509 amino acids. The transcript has 2 exons. Lineage: Eukaryota; Fungi; Ascomycota; Eurotiomycetes; Eurotiales; Aspergillaceae. Gene Ontology annotation, molecular function: oxidoreductase activity, acting on paired donors, with incorporation or reduction of molecular oxygen, NAD(P)H as one donor, and incorporation of one atom of oxygen; FAD binding; 2-octaprenyl-6-methoxyphenol hydroxylase activity. The record is from RefSeq and is a predicted model, not a curated record. Gene Ontology annotation, biological process: ubiquinone biosynthetic process. Gene Ontology annotation, cellular component: mitochondrion.
AUGCGCCCAAUCUCCAGAGCCGUUCUCCGGCCAUACGUCUGCCCAUCUUGCCGACACAUUAGUGCCGGCCGACGACGAUUCAGCUCUAAACUAGAUGCCCCCGAGCUCUACGAUGUCGUCUGUGUUGGCGGCGGGCCCGCCGGCCUAGGGUUACUGGCAGCACUCCGAGCAUCGCCUAUCACAUCAAAGCUCAAAGUCGCCCUCGUCGAGACCCAGGACCUCCACAAGGCCCAGUCUUGGAACCUCGAACCAACUCAGUUCUCAAACCGGGUCAGCAGCUUGACUCCCUCGUCUGUAUCCUUCCUGCGCAGCAUUGGCGCCUACGACCACCUCGAUGUCGCCCGCAUCCAGGACUACCAGGACAUGCAGGUGUGGGACGGCCAAACCGGAUCCCGAAUAUCGUUUGACUGGUCCAUGGAGACCUCCCCAUUCGAAGAUAUGCGCACGGUAGCAACGAUGACCGAGAACGCAAACCUAGUGCGCGCCCUCCUGCGCCGCAUUACCGAGUCUGGAGACGAGAACCUUUCCCUCUUCUCCAACUCGACCGUCGCCUCCAUCGAGAACGGCUCCGACCUCCAACCGGAAGGUCCCGACCUCUCAGCCUGGCCCGUCCUCUCCGUCAAACCAACAGACCCCGCCGCCUCAACCCCCCCAACCCGCAUCGCAGCCCGUCUCCUCGUCGGUGCAGACGGCAUCAACAGCCCCGUCCGCUCCUUCGCAGACAUCCCAACCCACGGCUGGGACUACGGCCGCCACGGCGUCGUCGCAACCCUCGCCCUAGACAACCCAUCAACCCCGCCCUUCCCAGCAUACAUGCGCACAGCCUACCAACGCUUCCUCCCAGCCCUAGGCGGUCCAAUCGCCCUCCUCCCCUUGCCAAACAACCACGCAACCCUCGUCUGGUCCACAACCCCAGAGCACGCAUCCUACCUCAAGUCCCUCCCAACCCCAUCCUUCCUGGCAAUGGUCAACGCCACCUUCCGCCUGGACAUGACCGACCUAUCCUACAUGAUGGGUAUGGACACGCCCUCUUCCAACACCCCCUCAGACUCGUCCCACCAAGACGAACUCACCUGGCGCAUCCAGCACACCCCCCUCCCGGCACACAUCCCACCCCCAGCAACAGCCGUCCAAGAAGGAACAGUAGCAUCCUUCCCUCUCCGCUUCCGCCACGCAGCGCAGUAUAUCUCGCCCCGCAUCGCGCUGGUCGGCGAUGCCGCGCAUGUCAUUCACCCGCUCGCGGGCCAGGGUUUGAACCUCGGUUUGGCGGAUGUGGCGUCCCUCGCGCGAACGAUUCAGUAUGCGGUCUCGCAUGGUAUGGAUGUGGGUGAUCUGCUUACUUUGGAACGGUACUCGUCGGAGAGAUACCUCCCCAAUGCUAAGAUUGGCGGUGCUUGUGAUUUGUUGCAUAAAAUGUAUACCGUUCCGGGGUCUGGGCCUGUUGCUUGGGCCAGGAGUUUAGGUUUGGAGACUAUCCAGCGGUUGCCUUUCGUUAAGGGGUUCCUUAUGAAGAAUGCUGAGGGGUAUUAG